This is a messenger RNA of Sceloporus undulatus (fence lizard), 1715 nucleotides long. RefSeq names its product dynein cytoplasmic 2 light intermediate chain 1 (gene DYNC2LI1). Gene Ontology annotation, molecular function: dynein heavy chain binding. The coding region runs from base 109 to 1170 and encodes 353 amino acids. The record is from RefSeq and is a predicted model, not a curated record. Gene Ontology annotation, cellular component: ciliary basal body; cytoplasmic dynein complex; axoneme. Lineage: Eukaryota; Metazoa; Chordata; Lepidosauria; Squamata; Phrynosomatidae. Gene Ontology annotation, biological process: intraciliary transport involved in cilium assembly; intraciliary retrograde transport. The transcript has 13 exons.
CUACAACUCCCAUGAUGCUCCGGGAGCCGAGCCAGCAGUUUCCAUGGAGAUCGGGAGCCGACUGAGGCCUAGCGGCGGCCGUGGCCUUUUGUAGCAACUCGAGGAGCGAUGCCUGGAGCCAGUGACACCUUAUGGGAUAUUGCUAAAGCCGAAGUUGAGAAAAGAGAAAAUCAUGAAGGUGACAGAGAUGGCCUGGAUUGUUGGGAAAGAUCCUUAUUCUUUUUAGGAAAUAAAAAUGGGGGAAAGACUACUAUUAUACUGAGGUGCCUUGACAGGGAUGAAAUUCCAAAACCAACACUAGCUUUGGAGUAUACUUUUGGAAGAAGAGCAAAAGGGCACAACACACCAAAAGACAUUGCUAAUUUUUGGGAACUAGGUGGUGGAACUUCGCUGUUGGACCUAAUUCCUAUACCAAUAACUACAGCUAACAUAAGAACAUUUGCAAUAGUUCUUGUUUUGGAUCUUUCAAAACCGAAUGAGCUCUGGCCAACCAUGGAGAGCCUUCUACAAGUCAUUAGGAAGCACAUAGACAGAGUCAUAACAAAACUGGGACAAACCAAUCCUAAAGCAGCUACUGAAAUUAAACAGAAAAUGUGGAAUAAUUUGCCAAAGGAUCAUCCAGAUCGUGAGCUGAUUGACCCCUUUCCAAUUCCAUUAGUUAUAAUUGGAAGCAAAUAUGAUAUGUUUCAUGAAUUUGAUUCUGAAAUGAAAAAAAUAAUAUGCAAAACACUUCGAUUUGUUUCUCAUUAUUAUGGAGCAUCUUUAGUGUUCACCAGCAAAUCUGAAGCUCUACUAUUAAAAACACGUACAUUCAUUAACCAUUUAGCAUUUGGCUUUGAUAGAGGAAAAUCCAUGUCUUUGGAUCAGAAUAAACCACUGUUUAUCCCAGCAGGAAUGGACUCUCUUAGUCAAAUAGGCCCACCACCUGCUGCUGACAGUGAUAUUGGAAAACUGCAUGCCCAGUCACCUAUGGAUCUAUGGAAGAAAGUAUUUGAGAAAGUAUUUCCACCCAAGAGUAUCGGUGUUUUGAAAGAAGUCAUUGACCCUGGUCAGGAUCCACAGUAUGCUGAAUAUGAAGUUGAUGCUAUGCGAGGUCAGAAGAACCAGGAACUAGAACAGUACAAGAAAAAUGCCUCUAAAACCUGGAAAGAAAUGGAUUUUGACUCUUGACUGAAAAUUGUAUGUCUCAACCAGAGUUCAACUUUGUUGUUAUGUUUUGUGCAUUUAAGUUGGUUUGUGUAAGUUUUAUGUACAAAAUAAAUUUCACUGGUUCAUCAGAAGUAUACUUAUUGUUGUUACUAACAAACUAAGUAAAUUAAUGAAACUCAUCAGUAGAACUCAGAUCUGGCAUUUAAUGUCAAAAAAGCAGGUCUGUAUGCAUUAGCUGAUCUGAGCUUUAUAAAAUGGUGGUGUAAUAUUUUUCCAGUUAGGACAGGCACAUCCAUAUUUUGUCGCAUGUUAAAAGAUAGUUUUAUUUACACUACGGUAUUGGAAAACAUGGCCUAUUGGACUGUAACUUUAAUUAUCAAAAUUCUUUAUGGUGGAUAUCUUUGAACCUAAAGUAUUCAUAGAUCUGUUUUUUACUGAUAAUAAAAGAAGGCUGAGGAAAUUAUUGUUUAAGGCUGUCUUUACUGUUUUACAUUUAUUAGACAUUGGGGCAAAUUGAUAAUGCAAAUAAUUCAAUUUGUAAUUUUUAAAUAAAGAUUUUUUUAUUA